UGAUGACGUAUUUGCUGUGGGCGGGGUUACAUGUCGAGCAAGGCUUGCCCGGUCACCUGUCUCAGCUGUCAGCUGUGCUAGAUCUUAAAGAUGGCAGGAAAUAAGUCUUACACUAUAGUAGAAUAUUUCGGGGGAGAAGAUGGCUACCGCUGUGGUUACUGUAAAAGCCAAACGGGAAACUUCUCUCGUGGGAUGUGGUCCCACACCAUGACAGUACAAGACUACCAAGACCUCAUAGAUCGAGGAUGGAGAAGAAGUGGGAAGUAUGUUUACAAACCCAUAAUGCAGAAGACAUGCUGUCCACAGUAUACCAUCAGAUGCCACGCUCUGAAAUUCCAGCCUUCCAAAUCCCACAAGAAAAUCCUGAAGAAGAUGAACAGAUUUAUAUCCAAAGGGGAGCUGCAAAAGGGGCAGGAAGAUUGUGCAGGUGAGCCAAUGGACUCUGUGUGUGAAGAGGCAGGACCACAGGAACUGAGGAAAGUACAUUUAAAGUGCACCACUCUCACAGGCAUUCAGAAGGAUGCUACAGAGUUUCCAUCUACCACAGAAGUUCAGAAGGAGGCAGCAGAUGCCACACCUACAGGCUCGCAAACAUCACAAAAUGAUCCAGUGUCUGUACUGGCUGGGACCACAACAUCCGCAGCUCCCAAAUCAGGGAAUGGAGCCGAUCCUAGCCGCCCGCCGUGUAGGAAGGCCAAAGAGUUGAGGAAAGAGCGGCGUCUUCAGAAAGAACAAAUGAGGCAAAAUGGUGACGGCGUUUCCUCCACUGUCUCUCCUACCCAACCCACUCCUAGUCAAAACAACCAAUCAAAAACACUGGAAGAAUUCAUCAGCGAAUCAUUGCCUGAAAACUCUGCUCAUUGCCUUGAGGUGAGGCUAGUGCGCUCCAAUCCCCCUAGCCCGCAGUUCAAAGCUUCUUUCGACGCCUCCUACCAGGUGUACAAACUCUACCAGAUGGGCAUUCACAAGGACCCUCCUGACAAACCCACCGAGAGCCAGGUGAGGCUAGUGCCAGUGAACUUUGAGGACCCUCAAUUCAUGGCGUCGUAUCAGCAGUCGUCAGCGCUGUACGCCCAAUACCAGAUGGCCAUUCAUGGUGAUGACCCCAGCGAAUGUAGUGAGAGUGAGUUCAAGAGAUUUCUCUGUGAUUCACCGUUAGAGGCAGAAUAUGCUCCAGAUGGGCCUGAGGUGGGCUACGGCUCCUUCCACCAGCAGUACUGGCUGGAUGGACGUAUUGUGGCAGUGGGGGUGAUUGAUAUCCUGCCUACCUGUGUGUCCUCCGUCUAUUUGUACUACCAUCCCGACUUUAACUCACUGUCUCUGGGCUCCUACUCUGCUCUCAGGGAGAUCGCUUUUACCAAGCAGCUGCAGAAACAGUCUCCCAAGCUGUCCUACUACUACCUGGGCUUUUACAUUCACUCCUGCCCCAAGAUGCGGUAUAAGGGGCAGUACCGGCCUUCUGACCUCCUGUGCCCAGAAACCUAUGUCUGGGUAUCGAUAGAGCGAUGCAUCCCCCUUCUUGACAACUCCCGCUACGCUCGUUUGAACCAGGAUCCUGAUUUAGGAGAUGCUCGGGCCGUGAGGGAUUUGGGCAGAGCUCUGGUGCUAUACAGACGGACUGUCAUGCCCUAUGCAGCCUACUCCCGCAAACGCAAGGGCUCCAGCGACGAGAUGGAGGUGCAGCAGUACGCCAGCUUGGUUGGCCAGGACUGUGCUGAAAGGAUUUUGCUUUAUCGCUCGUAAACACAACACAUCAUAUUACCUUUGAAUAAACGUAAAUACAUACUCCCUCGUCUGUUUCUGUAUGUCGCUGUUUAUGAAAGUGCUUUCUGACGCCUAUCCACGUAGUCUCACCGUGCUUACCCUCCUGUAUAUUCUGACCAUGCAGCAGCCGAUGGCAAUCUACUGCAUGUAUGGCCUCAUUCACUUAUUCAUUUAUGAGUUCUAUUUUUUUAAUCUGUGAACACCACUGUUCUGGGUUCAUUCUUUUUUGUGUGCACCAUUUUGAUUUACUACAUGGACAAGUUCAUUAAAUGGAUUUUUUUUGUAGGAAACUAUUUGGAAUAUAUUCAGUGUAUUUGCAGUACAGCAGAGAACAGAAAAGAAUGUGUUAUUCUUUUAUUUUCAAAAAACUUUUCCAAAAUUUCAACAAAAAAAUUCAAAAGUUCCUAAUUUGCUGUAACUUUUUUAACAGUUUAAUGCUGCAUGUGGUCAAUGAGAAGAAACUCAAUUAGAAAAUAGCAGCCAGCAGAGUAACUACAGCUACACUGCUGCCUUUCUCUCUUAUGUCACCGUGGGACGCAACCAUCUCGAUUGAUAAAACAAACUCAGUUUAAGCUCAACUUGUAAUAAAUUUGCUUUACAUCUGCUAUAGCUGAGGUACAGCAACUGGUGCAAUACAAACACACACAAAAAAACAGGUCUAGACAUAAACAGAUGAGCCAAAGAAAAAUUUAUAGUGAACAGAUUGACUAAUGCAAUCAUAUUCAUGCACUCUUACGCCCCUAUCACAUAUCCUCCCUUUGACUUUUUUUCUUUCUUUUUGGCACCUCUCUUAAUUGUGUAUGCUUCAGUGCUGAUCUGAAAGAGUGUUUGACUGCACCCGGGUUCGUAUCAACAUCGCCAGUGACACUCACUAAGCAUGCUUUUUUUUUUUUUUUGAAUGCCUGGUGAUUAAAACAUUUUCUUUUAUUAUUAUUGUUAUUAUUAUUUGCAUAAACUGCGUCCCAAAAAAAUUCACCUCAGCAUUGUAAAGAUUUUAUCACUUGAGUUCAUGCUUGAGGUCAAGCAAACAAGACAUUGUUUUCAAUACUUUUGAUUUUAAGUGUUGCUUUUCUUUUCCUUUGAAUAUUGACUGUUAUUUUUGAUGAAGUUGAAUAAAGGAGUUACAGCCUC
Messenger RNA from Haplochromis burtoni (Burton's mouthbrooder), 2895 nucleotides. Its product is annotated as arginyl-tRNA--protein transferase 1. Gene Ontology annotation, biological process: protein arginylation. Bases 91 to 1743 code for a protein of 550 amino acids. Gene Ontology annotation, cellular component: cytoplasm. The record is from RefSeq and is a predicted model, not a curated record. The transcript has 13 exons. Gene Ontology annotation, molecular function: arginyl-tRNA--protein transferase activity. NCBI's taxonomy places the organism in Eukaryota, Metazoa, Chordata, Actinopteri, Cichliformes, Cichlidae.